AGUAAACUUGAUAGAAAAGUUUUAAAUCUCUCGGUAAUGAAUUUCUUUCUUUUUAAUAUCUUUAAUAAGAUUCGAAGACUAAACAUAUAUAUACAUGUAUAAUGCUAAUAGUACGCAUAGACUGAUAGUCAAAAAACCGGUUUCGUUAUGCAAAAUAUCUCCGAUAUCAACUUUUAAAAUAGGAAACUCGGCAACAAGAUAAAACGAGGACGUUAAAUUAUAGAAAUCAUCUCUUAGCGAGGAAUAUAAUGGAGGCUAAAAUUUUAGAAAUGUUGAACUUUGUACUUUGAACGAACGCUUUUUUUAUGCUAUAUCGGAUUUACCUUUGAAUCACACUUUGUUGCCUUUUAAUUUACCCAAUUGGUCUGGAAAGAAUUUUGUAAAAAAUUUAUUAUACGUUUCAUCACGUCGUGGGACUGAAGGAUUCUCCUGUCAGUUUCAAUAAAAUCAUCGCAAUGUAAGACUAUUUCGUGUCUCGAAUUUGAGUGUUAUUUUUAUUAAAACAAGUACUAAUACGAAAUAUACAUAUUUCAUGUCCAGCGAUUUUGUACAUCAAUUUCAGAAUUUUAGGCAACUCGAGAAUAUCUUGAUUUUGCAUAUAUACUCAAAACGAAUACAAAAUUAAAGAUUACGUAAACAAGUCUUUAUAUCAUAUUCGCGAUCACGUAGUGAAAGGCAUUCGACUAGAGAUAUACGCAUUUCAGAUUCGAGAAGUUAUAAAAAAAUUCGGCAAUGCAAGAGAGAAAGAAAAGAAAAAGAAGCACAUGUUUUUUGUAAUAUACAAAAAAAAUUGAAUAAAGAAAUAGAUGAUUAAAUGAAUAGCAAAUUAAACAGAGACGGGAAUAAUGAAUGAUAAUUGAUUUAUUAUCGAAUUUUCGAAAUAUUGAAUGCAGGAUGAACCCUAUUUAAAUUUUAGCUAUUUGAAACUAUUAGCAAACUGUUUGUCACAAUAAUUAACAUGUUUAGCGAAUUCAAUUUAUGUACUUUUCAUGCAUCGCAAAAAGUUUCCUUAUCUUUUAUGCAUUUAGCCUUCAUCCUCUUUGAUUUUCAACAAGAGAAGUAUGGUUUUAUCAUUACAUGAUUAAGAACGCAAAUAUCUGCAUAUAAGAGUAUUUUCUUAACGAUAACAAAUAUAAAUAAUAACAUUAACAAAUGUAAUGUGUCCUAGAAUGAAAGUCGAGCGACUUUCUAGCGGUACUUUCCAGCAUCGUUUAGAUCAAACCGGAAUUUAACAGGAUGGUUUACCGUACGAGAAGUAGAUUUCAAUAUCGACCUACAUCUCUUUAUUUUGUCUGUCGCACUUCUACCUCUCUGCUCGCGAAUUCUUCUUCCCGAGCAUUCGAUCGACUGGCAGAGAUGUACGCAAAGUAAAUAUGUUGUGCAGUAUGUGUAGUGCGAUCGUACGAACCGGUCAAAAGUCCGUCCGUAAUGCUCGCGAGAUCGUUGAGCGGGCAAUGAUAAAGACAGCUCGACAAUGACAGACAUCUCGAGCUGACGUAUCUUCUUUAUGUUAGAACAUGUACCUGAAAUCCUUCUCGACGCCCGUCUUUGAAUUUCAAAUAGGUUUUUCUCGGUCAAUUCUUAGACUCUUAUAAAUACGGAUUCCCAAAAGCGAGAGCGUUAAAUGGGAAGAUAAAGUGGUGACUAUAUGAAGCUGAUAAUGAGAGAAGAGUGGAGAACGUGAUAUUAGUGAAAAACAAUUGGACUCUUAUUUGAAGUCUUGACACAUUAAAGACGCACCAUGAAUAUUUUUAAUAUGCUACAAUAAUACAUAUUUAUAAAAUCAGUAUAUAAAUCAAGAAAGAGAGAUUGCUAAAAUAUAGCGGAAUAAAAUCUGUGUAUGCAGUUAUAUUAUUUAAUUAAUAAAAACAUAUAUUUUCGCGUGAAAAAAAGAAUAUAAAAUAUAUCGGAGCCUAAGAAAAAGCAAUUUUAUCAGAUGUCAUAAGUUAUCCGGAUGAAUGCAAAAUAUGAUUAAAUCGGUGAACAAUCGGGAUGCAGGAUGCUUCUUCGCGCGAAUUAUCGAUAAUUGCUUGGUGCUCAAUUACGAACGCUUAUAUCAGAAACACAAUAAUAUAACAUUUGAGAACUAAAAUAAUUCUGAGAAGGAUACAUGAAGCAACAGAGAUGACAGGAUUAUUAUAUUCAUAAAUGAUUCGAACGAGAUAAGAUCGAGCGUACGAGACCUUGUCCGCGAGUACGCGGAAAUAACUGAGAUAACAAAAAAGCAACUGUAAAAACACCAACGAUCAAGUCACUAGAUUGCAAAUGAUUUAAGCGAAAUCGAAUAAAAAAUGCGUAUCCUCGAAUUUGAUUAAAAAAAAUAGUGAAAGAAGCGAAAUAUUGUUAAUCGGCAAAAUUAUCUUCGAUCAUAAAUAAAUCUCGAUUCGUGUCAACAUGCACAAAAAUGAGCAAAAUUCGAUGGAAGAAGCAAAAGACGCGAAGACUCUCAAGACAGAUACUUUGAAGGUGCCGAUUAUUCUCGAGGAAGGUAGACAACGUAUCUACUCCAGUUUCAACAAUCGUCGCAAGGACGAUUUGCUCUCCGUGAGAUUGGCCUCCACCUAUAGAUCCUUGAGAUGUGCGUACGCGGAUUGUUCGCGAAAGAAUGUGAUCGAUGAUGUAAGAUCGAAGUCCGAUAUUGAGCGGAUUGAGAUCGAUGCCGGCGUGCCGCCACCAGCUGACGAAUCCCUCUUCUUCGAUAACCUGGAAUGUUGCAAGAAUCAUUACGUGAACGGCACGAAAUUAAGAUCGGCGAUAUGGUCCAUCGUCGAUCCAACGGAGACUAGAUUAUUACUUAAUAUGGAAAAAAGCCGCACUCUGCCGGACGCGUGCAAGAACGACAGAUUACGGAAUGUCACUUAUAUUUGGGCAUCUUAUCGAGGUUUGCUGCAUCUUCUGCCAGAACUGGAGAAGGCCGGUGCGAAUUACGACUACGUAGAACCGCGCACUGGCAUAAAUGCCAUCCUGGCCGCAUCGCUGGGCAAUAGAGUCGACUGCGUGGAAUACCUGAUAGGGAGAGGCGCCGACGUCAACUACGAGAGUUUCAUCACCCAUUACACGCCGCUUCAUUUCGCGGCACUGAGCAACAGCUGGCAAGUCGCAGUCACGCUGUUGGAUAAUGGCGCCAAGCUCAAUUACAUCUGCCAAGAAGUGAUCGAGCCGGUUUUGCAUAGCGCCGUACGCGCGAAAGCAGUGGAGACAGUGCGACUGCUUCUCGAACGCGGUGCCAGCGUUGUUGAGAAGAAUCAUCUGGGUCAGACACCGUUGCACGUGGCCUGCUUCGUACAAUCGAUACCAUGCGUCGAACUAUUGUCAUCGUCGACGCCUACCAGCGUCAAUGCUGUGGAUAGAGAGCACAGGACGCCGCUGCAUUUCGCCGUGAUGAGCACUGACUCGUCUGCCGAGCUGGUGCAGCUGCUGCUGAAACGCGGCGCCUUUGUAAACGCGGCUGAUCGAACCGGCUUUACACCACUUCACAUCGCCGCCUUGAAUGAGCAGUCGCGGUGCGUCGACGCGCUCAUCUGGGCGGGCGCCGAUGUCAGCGCAACCACGAGCACCGGACUAUCUGCUUUGAACGUCGUGCUGAAAAAGAUCCCUGAGUCACUACAUGUGUUCCGACAACGAUUGGAUGCUUCAAUCAGACUGACCCGACCGGUAUCGCAUAAUCGUGAGUUCGAGAUGCGACUGCACUUUGACAUUCUCUUUCCUAGCAACAGUCAGUGUGAGACCAGCUUCAUAAACACUUUUGUGCAGGAACAUCGGAAAGACCUUCUGUCGCAUCCGUUGGUCAUGGCUUUCCUACAUCUCAAGUGGGAAAAGAUACGCAAACUCUAUUUGCUGCGCAUAUUUCUAUAUGCUAUGACGGUAAUAUGCAUGACUACUUACGUGCUGACCGCUUUAGCAUACAAAUGUUACAAUCACAACGAGAUCACCACCGAUAACUCAAAGAUAUGCGGUAGCAAACGAGCGGUUGAUUUUCUUUUCCGCAGACCGUUCAUCGAGAUUCAAUGGUAUCUCGCGCUAGUAUUGACGUGCAUUACUAUACCGAGAAAAAUAUUCGGCUUCAUGGUUUACAAAUCGGCCUUACAAUACUUCUCUAAUAUCGAUAAUGUCCUAGACGGCGUAGUGAUUAUAAGCGUGUUUGUCACGUCCUUUGUUUACACCGGCCGCACCUACGAUUGGCAGAAUUAUGUUGGAGCGUUCGCCAUACUCUGCGCUUGGACUAACCUGAUGUUGAUGGUAGGCCAAUUACCAGCCUUCGGCACCUACGUCGCCAUGUUCACUCAUAUCCAGUUCGAGUUCGCCAAACUGCUGCUGGCAUACUCCGGGCUGCUGAUAGGCUUCACCAUCAGCUUUUGUGUGAUAUUCGCGGGCGAACCCGCUUUUGAUAAUCCCUUCACCGGACUGAUCAAGGUCCUGGCCAUGAUGGCCGGCGAACUGGACUUUGAGGGGCUCAUUAAUUCAGCGGAUGAUGAAUCAAUGGCAAACGACUCCUUCAUCAUUUAUCAUCCUUUAUCGGUGUGCUCGCAGAUCCUCUUUACACUGUUUAUAGUGUUCGUCACGGUGAUUCUGAUGAAUUUACUGGUUGGUAUCGCUGUGCAUGAUAUACAAGGUCUGAGAAAUCACGCCGGACUCACGAAGCUGGUGAGGCAGACAAAGAUGAUUCUUUUCACAGAAAUGGUCUUGCAUAACACUACAAUCCCGUAUAUUUUCCGCAAAUGGAUGUCGGAUCAUAAGAUCGAUAUUGAAAAUAGGAAACGCAUGCUCGUCGUGAAACCGCUUAAUCCGCUCGAAAAGCGAUUGCCCAAAGAUAUAAUGAAAGCCGCAUACGAGAUAGCGCAGAAGAAUAUCAUCUCUGCGAACGAUGACGUCAAUUUAAAUGAUCACGCUGCCUGGUUGAAGCAAAACAAGGAGAUCUCCGAUGCCGUCCUACAAACGACGAUUGAGAAACUGAUUGCUACGAUGAAAGUGAACGAAGAUGCUGUAAAAUUGUUGAGAGUGCAGUUGUUAGAGAUGAAUAAAAUGCUGGAAACUGUUGUAACAACGUUAGCAAAGGAUAAAUAUACCUCCUUGUAAAUCAGAUGAUUCGAUAUCGAUUAUAUUUCCAUUACUUUUUACGAAUAUGACCGAUAAAGUGGACAUCGAGGCCACAGUUAAUGGUGGAGGACCUACUGGUCAGUGUGGCGUGGUGCGUUGGGGUAUCGCAUGGGGUUUACGCAGUUUCGUAGACAAA
Messenger RNA from Cataglyphis hispanica, 5233 nucleotides. Its product is annotated as 28S ribosomal protein S9, mitochondrial-like. Lineage: Eukaryota; Metazoa; Arthropoda; Insecta; Hymenoptera; Formicidae. Gene Ontology annotation, cellular component: ribosome; mitochondrial small ribosomal subunit; membrane. The transcript is spliced from 2 exons. The coding region runs from base 2395 to 5076 and encodes 893 amino acids. The record is from RefSeq and is a predicted model, not a curated record. Gene Ontology annotation, biological process: transmembrane transport; translation; monoatomic ion transport. Gene Ontology annotation, molecular function: RNA binding; monoatomic ion channel activity; structural constituent of ribosome.